AUGUCCACUGAAGAGCCCUCUGCGUUGGAGACUGCUGAGCAGCGUGCAGAAGAGAACUUUCUCCAGAAUGAUGAUGACAAGGAGCUUCCUGAUACGGUUGGUGAGGAAAACAUAGAAGACGACCAGGACCCACAAAACGAUGUUUCUGGAGUCGACGAGGCCCAGCCGGAGCCCCAGUUCGAUCCCGAGCUUCCUCAGGAGGAGCGUCAGGAGUACGACGACGAAGACAUCUACAGCAUGCAGAGCCACAAGAAUGCUCUGGGCGAACAGACGAAAAAGAAGAAUAUCAGAAGAACCGCCAAAGACGAGCUGGCCACGCCGGCACCCGAGGCCCUGUUUCCUGCUACAUACGAGGAGGAUGACGGUAUCGACUACCUGAACGAGGAUCCUGCGGCCAGAAGACGCCGUUUGUUGGAGGAGAAGAUGGACCAGGCGGUGAAAAACAAGACAGUGAGAAGAAAGAAGGCCGACGAGGACGACUUGGAGCGCAUGCAAGACGACAGGAUUGAUUUCUUGAAGAACAAGAUGAUUGAGGCUGCUAACCUCGACGUGGAAAAGAACUCCAACGGGCAGAUUGCCACGGAAAAGCUCAAGCUUCUAAGAGAGGUGAUUGACACCAUGAGCAAGGCCGACUUGGCCAUUUCCAUUUUGGACAACAACCUUCUUGAGGCCGUGCGUUUGUGGCUUGAGCCCUUGCCUGACGCCUCCAUGCCUGCCUAUCAGAUCCAGAAAGAGUUGAUACACUCCCUCACAACUUUGCCUAUCAAGACCGACCACUUGGUCGCUUCUGGCAUUGGUAAGGUUUUGGUUUUUUACCAGCGCAGUAAGCGUACAGAGCCCACAUUAAAGAAGAUCGUCGAUCGUUUGAUCGGCGACUGGACCAGACCCAUUCUCAACAAGUCAGACUCAUACAAGGAUAGAACCAUCCGUUUCCACGACUACAACAAGCUGCGCUUCCUGAACCAGUUGCAGCUGAAGAAGCGUUCCAAGCAGAUCGAGCCCAAGUCGCUUUACGAGCAGCAGGCUGAGCGCAGAAACAGAGCCGCCAUUCCAAGUGCUAGAACCACCGCGUACAAGAUCGCUCCAAGAGUGGAUCCUAGCUUAUUGGCCAGACAGGGUAGGGGUGGCACUGACGAGCGUUUCACCAGAAUCAACCGUAAGAUGACCAACUCGCGUAAGAAGCUGGUCAAGAAAAGCGGACCUUCCAUUGAGGGCAAGAACCUCUCCAUGUAA
Molecule: messenger RNA, 1233 nt
Organism: Candidozyma duobushaemuli
Lineage: Eukaryota; Fungi; Ascomycota; Pichiomycetes; Serinales; Metschnikowiaceae
Exons: 1
Coding region: 1-1233 (410 amino acids)
Biological process (GO): poly(A)+ mRNA export from nucleus
Cellular component (GO): nucleus
Source: RefSeq, a predicted model, not a curated record